AUGUCCUCUCUUUCUUCGUUGAUCGAUGCUACCCUCGGCGCCUGCUUCAUCGGCUUUGCCCUCGCGUGCGGCGUCUACGGCAUCCUCCUUUCGCAGAUUUUUAGUUAUUUUCGAAAUUAUCCUGGUGAUAGGUCGUUCUUCAAGUACAUUGUUAUAGUUAUAUUGCUUUUGGAGACAGCCGAUCAGUGCUUUAUUGGCCAUCUUAUGUAUUUCUAUAGUAUUUCCAACUACCUCAAUCCAAUGGCGUUAGCGAGGGGGACGACAACAUGGUCAUUCAUUCUGCAACUGACGGUCGGCUCGGUCGUGGGCAGCAUUGUCAAAUCAUACUUUGCUUUCCGAGUGUGGAGAUUCAGCGAACGCAACAUGUGGAUAACAAUCGGUAUCCUUCUUCUCGUCCUCGGCCACCUCGGCCUCGCGAUAGCGUACACGGUGGAAGCAUUCAAGCUGCCGAGUCUUUACGCUGUUCACGAGCUCCAGACACUGGGCACGAUCUCGCUAGGCGUCGGCGUAUGCACGGACAUCGUCAUCGCUGGGGCUCUGUGCUUCUUCCUCAACCGCCUACGAACAGGACUAAAACAAUCGGACAGUCUUGUGAAUAGCCUGAGCAUCUAUGCUAUCAACACGGGCGUGGUGACCAGCACGGUCAGCAUGACAGUGUUGAUCCUUUAUAACGCGAUGCCCACCAAUAACCUGUAUUUCGUGUCGGUCUACUUCAUCCUGAGCAAACUCUACGCUAUCUCCUUCAUGGCUACGCUCAAUACAAGAAGAUCAAUUCGCGGUCGCGGCACGGACAAGCAAGGCGUCACCACGAACAACACUAACAUGUUCCAUCUCGGGACCCGAAUGCCGAGUAUGGGUCCUAACGAUCUGGAGGAGUGGGACAAGGUCGAUCCCCCCUUCGCACUGCAACAGCAGCAAAGUCAAAACUCGCCGUGUCACUACAUGAACGGCUUCCCGCAGCUACCCAAUAAUUAUCCACCCCCCAUUAGAAAAGGAAUGGGAAUGGCGAUCUAA
Cyclocybe aegerita is the source of this 1014-nucleotide messenger RNA. Lineage: Eukaryota; Fungi; Basidiomycota; Agaricomycetes; Agaricales; Hemipholiotaceae. The record is from the annotation of a GenBank genome assembly.